This is a messenger RNA of Sphaeroforma arctica JP610, 202 nucleotides long. RefSeq lists its product as hypothetical. The record is from RefSeq and is a predicted model, not a curated record. The transcript has a single exon. NCBI's taxonomy places the organism in Eukaryota, Ichthyosporea, Ichthyophonida. The annotation marks the transcript as partial.
UGGUCUGCAACAGCAAAGUCUAGGCCCGUAUAUUCCCUGCGAGACGAUGGUAUCCAUCGCAUUAUCCACAUACCCGGAUGAUUUUAUACAGUUCAAGACCAUCAACAAGGUUGCGUUGAAUGACUUACCUUUUGUACCACCUGUCAAACGGAACGGCAUCAAAGAUCUAAUGACUCCAAACACAUUCACCGACACCAGUUGA